Molecule: messenger RNA, 4622 nt
Organism: Hermetia illucens (black soldier fly)
Lineage: Eukaryota; Metazoa; Arthropoda; Insecta; Diptera; Stratiomyidae
Gene: dlt
Product: protein disks lost
Exons: 13
Coding region: 185-4438 (1417 amino acids)
Biological process (GO): chromatin organization
Cellular component (GO): nucleus
Source: RefSeq, a predicted model, not a curated record
CCUUCUGACGGCAUGUCAACAGCGACCAGUUCACCGCAAACAGAUUUAAAUUCGUCAAUUUCGCGAGAUUUGCAAUUGAUUUCCUAUUCCGGUUCCAAUUAAAAAGUGUGCGAAAGUUCUGUGCCGCGAGUGUGAUUUUUGUGCUGUGUGUAGUGAAGUGAAUCGAGCAAAACGCGAAGUAAUAAUGUCGGCAGAACAUUUGCUUGAAACUCUAUUGACCAGUGAAGUGCAAGGAGAGUUCCAGGCAUGGUUUUUGGACUUUUUCAAGGACACGAAUCAAGGCUGCUCCAUCGAGGAAUUCUCGAUUUUCUUUCUUAACUUCGUACGUAGUCAAACAGAUGGAUUUCUUAAAGGCAAUUCAUCAUCGUCAGCGUGUAAUACUCCGCGAAAAUGGCCGGGAGCAGCAGGAGGCUGCCAAAACAGCGGUCAAUUGGAGGCAGUGCCAUCGGCUGGGGCAUCAUCAGCUCCAGCAUCAACGCCAGCAUCAGCACCAACGUCAUCAUCAUCAUCAUCAACAUGUUUAUUAUCAUUAUCGUCGGCGGUUGCAACACCAACAACGCAAACCACUUUAACAGUAACAUCGCGUACAGGCCAAGGUACCAGCGCUCCACGCCAUGGUGCACCGCGAAAUACAACAUCGACAACGCCAAAUUUAUUAUUGUCCGGAAAUGAUCAUACCAGUAAGCAUGAUGACAGCUUAUCAGAAAACUGCUUCUUCGACGACUCAUUCCUGUUGCGAUCAACUCCAGUACAAACCGGCUUCAAAAAGGACACCAGUAACUUACGAAAAAGCCUAAGCAGAGCGUUCGAUUCAGUGCAUGAAAUAAGUAAUGAAUUCAACAGCUCCCUAUUCGAAGCAUCGCUCAGCGGGGCAGCUGAUAGUCGACUCCAAAAAAGUGAUACCUCCACCCCAAUCCGUAGACCUAAUAAAAGCGGAUUUGAUACAAGCAAUGGAAGUAAUUCGAGUUUCGGGAGCGCUAACAAGAGCAGACCAUUCGACAGAUCUGCAACCAAAAAGAAUUCAGGAACGGCACUAUGUCUUGGCGACUUCAUGGUCACUCCAACACGACAGAAGCGACGAUCGAAUAAGGAUCAUCCGAGCUCAGAAAAUCGGAGUUCAUCGGAACCUGGUGGGAAAGGAGGAAGUUCACAGAAACCCAAACGUCGAGUUGUUCCCACUCUUGUUAGCACGUCAACCAAUAGUUUUACUAGUCCUGCUUUUCGCAGUGAGAAUAAUAUCCUUGAAAUAGCUAAAGAAGAAAUUCCUGUAGAUAAUCACAAGGGCAUCAUGGAGGAGCGACAAGUCCUCAAGUCGCAAAUGAAUGUUAUAGCAAAAGAGUUUACCAAUGAGCCGUUACCUUUGCCGCAAACAUUACAUAAGAUCCUCCAAGAGACGGUGACUCCAAAACGGAAAGUGACUAAGGCCAGGAUCAAUCUUAGUGACUUGAAGCACAAGUCCUUGUUAGACCGUUUCAUUCUAAUUCACUCAACACUUAUAGAUGCGAAUCUCACAAAUAACAUUCUUACGGAAUUUUCAUUCCUGAUAAACUUGGUGAAUGCAGAAAGCGACCCCCACUGCGAAUAUCCUUCUAUUGCACCCUCUGGCUCUUUGGAUUUAGAAGCGCAAAUAGAUCCUGUAUUAAUUAAUCAAAGUAGCAGUGAUUUAGGAAGUAAUAUAUAUUCUCUGCUGAGGAACGUGAAUAAUUGCAUAUAUUAUGCAUUGGGUGUCCUGCGCCAUCAAGGAUCUAAUUUAAUGUUGUUAGAUGUGACCACAUUAAAGGUGAUUCUGGACAAUGAACGCCUUGAACUCUAUGCCAAGGAAUUAAGAGAUAAUUUGGAGGCUGUGUGUGCAUACAAAAUUCGUUUGGAAACGAUAAAAUCCAGCCAUGAAGUAUCGUUUCGGAUAAGACAAGAUUUCAACAACGUUUUCUACCAACAGGAUAAUGAUACCAAGAACAAUUUUCCAUCCGAGAAGGAAUUCACAGCAUUCAAGCAGCAACGGGAUAUGUUCUAUGGAAUAUUAAAAACUUGGGAAUGCAAACAUUUGGAUCCCACAUGGAAGUUCUCCGUGAUGUUGGGCCCCAAGGUUCAUGCAUUGUUGAUGAUUCAGGAUAACCCGAUAAAUAUGGCACAUUUGGCGAAGCUAUUCAUUUCGCAGCUUAUUAUUUCAUCAAACUUUCCGCAUUCGCCCACGGAACUGGAGAUAUCGCUGCCGAAUGUCGAUUUAAAUAAAUUGACGAAACUGCGACAACGCCUCGUCACGCCCAGCCAUUUCAGCACGGACUAUCAAUUUCCCGGCAAUCAGGCAUUUUUUCGUGACUUCUUGCUGGCGUGCCGAAAGUCUUUACUUUUCAUCGAACAACUCAAAAUCGCUUUGGCAGCUCAAUUAAUUGAGAUGAAUGAUUCGUCCUAUGAAAUAUUGAAUUUAUCAUCGAAGGAUCCUCAUGGAAGGGAGUACAAUGAAUAUGUGGUUCGUCCCGAGACUCUAGCCACCAUGCGGACACUGAGUAAGUUCCUCGGUUUGGCUGAAACUCUACCGUACACAUAUGAGGGUGCCCACAAUUCCCAGGUUGAUGAUCGACAAAUUCAACUACGGAACAUGGUCCAGCCAUUGUUUGAUAUAAUGGCCAUUCUCAGAAAGUCCAUUACCGAGAGGAAAUUAAUCAUCACGAUUCCCUGGAUUGUGCAAUACCUCUCAAUGCUCGACUAUGUUACCCUGAGGCUCGCUUACUAUCGUCGAGUAGUUCAGCUGCUCUACGAGUUAUACAUGAAUCUCACAUCGAACGUUCAGCAAUCUAUUGGAGUCCUUCACAUGCGUCCGACGUCCGUUUUUAUCAUUCGAACAUCAUUGGGGUGGCUUUUUGAUAAUCCCCAUUUACCUGAGGACUACUACAAGUAUCGGCAGAAUCGACGCUUUUUGUUCGAUUUCAUGAACUUUGAAGUUCAGGAGAUAGCCAGCGGCACAGACAUAGCUAACAUCACAGAGCAUCACCCAAAUCCAAUCCCACUUGCAGUUACAUCAUACCAACAUGGCCAACAGCAGCAACAACAACUGAAUGCAUUGCAAUCCUUGCAACACCCACACGAAGGCUUCAGCUCCGAAUCCUUGUUUGAUCCUUUACUGGAAAACAUCCUUAAUGUAGUUUGUUCGUUUCUCGCAGAUUUUCGGGUCUCGAUUAUGCCCACUAAAUUCUCCAAAAGUCUAUCACGUACCGGCCGCUAUCGACAUAUAACAACAAAAAUCUCUGAAGCCUCAACAACGGGUCACGAAUAUGUGAUGGCGGACGAUACGCAAACAAAACUAUCGGAGGCUUUUUUGCAUUCGCAAAGCCUGUCGGUGCGUAAAAUUGUUGAAUUCGUUAUCGAGCGCACAACGUCGGCCGUUAUCAAGGAUUUCCAAAUUGAAAUUCUAAUACCGUCCAAGGCGAAUGCAAUGGUUCAAGUUGCUGGAAUUGAUUCAGUCGAAUUGAAACAAGUCUCAAACGAAAUGUACAAGAUUUUUUCCCACACUCAUCAAAAAGCAAUGCAAUCAUGGGAUGAGAGGAUUCCAAAAAUGAUUGAGACAAGAGUGAAGCAAGCGCUAGACGCCCUCCUCCCCAAAGAGACGCUCGACGCCAUCAAACGAACAUGCACAGCAUUAGUCAUACAGAAAUGCAAAUCAAAAACUGAAGAUUGGCGUCUGUCCAAUCUGCAAAAUAUCGACUUCUAUUCCAAGGAUAUUACAGCCGACGCUGAGAAGAUACUUAAAAAUGCUACCUCCAAGCAACAAACCUCAACAAUAUUAAAAAUAAACAUUUUCCAACCGGCACCAUCGAAACUUUUCGAAAAGCUCCAGUAUAUUUUGCAUUUUUCAAUAACACAACCUCUCGUACUUAAUGCCGAUGAAAUAAUCGAAUUUUGCGGGAUUUUCCGUAAAUGUUUAAUAGGACAGACGUUGCCGACAUCCAUGAAUAGGCUGGCGGGAGUUAUGACGGUGAAUUUAGUACAAAAUUUAAUUCAAAAUCGUUGUGAUAUUAUAAGUGAUAAAUUGAUAGACAGUUUUAUUUGUAUUUGGGCUUGUGAUGCUCUUAAGGAAUUUGUUGAUGUCUCGAUGUGUAACUUAGAUGAAAACGAAGGAAACAAUAUAGAUUAUAUCUUCAGUGGGCUAUUGACCAGGUUCAAUAUCCACAUGUUAGGGAACAACAUGAACUCGUUUUCCAGCCUUAGUCAAUUGCUGGAAGCUCUAGUGAAUGCAAACCUAAUGACUAUCGAUUACUUGAAUGGAAGGAUUCUCACAUUACUCAAGGCAGAAUGGCCCCAGGGCGUGAAUAAAGCAAUAUCAACUAUGCUGGAGAACAUCGCUCAAAAAACGCCUAGUGCUAGUACGGAAUCAGGAGAAAAGUCCCAAUUAUUUAUGGAAAUGUUAGCCGAUUUAACCAGAGACUUGGAUGAGUUUUAACGUGAACACAAUCACCAUCGCUUCAUAUUUAAGUUUUCUAUUAUAUUUUCUUUAUCUUUGCUUUUUUAACUUAUCUACGUAAGAUAUGUGCUCCCAUUUUUUUUUUGUAUUUCGCAGUGUGUUUUCUUAUUAAUGUAGAAAAUAAGUUGAUAAUGUUUUCAAUAUAUUUUAUAUUUUGACAUAA